AUGUCUCUCACUUCGCAGAACUACCCUCCUCAGCUCCCCCCUCCACCUCCCCCGUCGCCCAUCAUCCUGAGUCGCAGCGAUGACCACCUGUCCCGCACCGUCCCCCCGGUCGACCUCUCAUUCCUCCUCUCACUCUACCACGACCAGUGCCACAUCUACGAUGGCUUCGACUUUGGCUUUGAGGACGCGCACCCGCUGACCACCCCAGAUGCCGGCGACGAGUCCCUGCAGCGCUACAAGGAGAGCCUCGGCCUCGGCAACGGCAAGGACAUUAGCGACCCCAACGACCCGCGCGUCUGCAUCAUCCUGAGCCUCACCAUGGAGACCCCCGGCCGCGACCCCGUCACCAUUGACCUCAAGACGCCCGGCAGCGAGAAGACGCUCAAGGACCACCCCUUCAGGAUCAAGGAGGGCGCCAAGUUCACCAUGGUCGCCAGCUUCAAGGUCCAGCACGAGAUCCUGAGCGGCCUGCACUACGUCCAGGUCGUCAAGCGCAAGGGCAUCAAGGUCAGCAAGGACAGCGAGAUGAUUGGAAGCUACGCGCCAAACACGGACAAGCAGCCCAUCUACACCAAGAAGUUCCAGGAGGAGGAGGCCCCCUCGGGCAUGCUUGCUCGAGGCCACUACAACGCCAUCUCCAGCUUCGUCGACGAUGACAAGAAGAAGCACCUUGAGUUUGAGUGGAGCUUCGAUAUCGCCAAGGACUGGUAG
Thyridium curvatum is the source of this 711-nucleotide messenger RNA. RefSeq lists its product as uncharacterized. The record is from RefSeq and is a predicted model, not a curated record. Gene Ontology annotation, molecular function: Rho GDP-dissociation inhibitor activity; protein binding. The transcript is spliced from 3 exons. Bases 1 to 711 code for a protein of 236 amino acids. Gene Ontology annotation, biological process: Rho protein signal transduction. Lineage: Eukaryota; Fungi; Ascomycota; Sordariomycetes; Thyridiales; Thyridiaceae. Gene Ontology annotation, cellular component: cytoplasm; membrane; cytosol.